Molecule: messenger RNA, 570 nt
Organism: Lolium perenne
Lineage: Eukaryota; Viridiplantae; Streptophyta; Magnoliopsida; Poales; Poaceae
Source: RefSeq, a predicted model, not a curated record
AUGGUCAACCUCAACACCAACUUGAAUGAACAACUCGACCCGCGGCCACCUCGGUUCAUCCGCCCGGCCAACCACCUCCGCCUUCCGCUCGCCUGCACCACCCGCCCCUCGCUCGAGCUGCCCCGCUGCCAGACUCCACGCACGCGCGCCUACGCCCGCCCGACCUCGCUUGCAAGCAGCGCCUCUGCACCCGCCCUGGCCACCAACCGCAGCGCGCGCCGCACAGCUCCUCCGCUAAACACAAUCUGCUGCGCCCUCGGCCCUCGCUGCGCCCGCGCGCUACCUCUCGCUAGCUGGCCGCUCGCCCCAAGAGCUGCUGCAGGCGCGCUGCCGCGCUCGCCCAACCUUGCGGCUGCGCGCCCGCUCGCUCGCCGCCAGCCUCGCCGCGCGCCUCAGCUCCCGGCCACACAAAGCAGUGCCUUUCCGCAUGCCCACGCACCCCACGCGCUCGCGCAGCCAGCGCCUGUACCAACCAGCGGCCGAGCCGCCCCAUCCUGCACGCCCACACGCGCUCGCCUGCUCCGCCCUGACUCUUCCCAGCUCGCCCCAGGCUCCACUUCCCAAUUCUGA